Ramularia collo-cygni is the source of this 2550-nucleotide messenger RNA. RefSeq lists its product as uncharacterized. The transcript has a single exon. NCBI's taxonomy places the organism in Eukaryota, Fungi, Ascomycota, Dothideomycetes, Mycosphaerellales, Mycosphaerellaceae. Gene Ontology annotation, molecular function: protein binding. Gene Ontology annotation, cellular component: NuA4 histone acetyltransferase complex. Bases 1 to 2550 code for a protein of 849 amino acids. The record is from RefSeq and is a predicted model, not a curated record.
AUGACGAGCCUGGCCUCGUACUCGCCCCUUGAGGAGCUUCUCUUAUUCCAGGCACUACGAAACGAUGCCGCCGUCAGUUUCAGCAAAAUCAGCGACGACUUGAAAAAUAUACCAUUGGUCCGCGAUGACCCAUCUUACGACCCCGACCGACUGGAUCCGGAUGCGCUGCGACAAUUGUACUUGGGACUGUUAAAGGAAGAGGUCAAGCAAGACCUCGAGCAACAGACAAAUGGCGGCAGGAGUCACCCUCCCAAUGGAGACGUGUCCCCAAGCUCUCGCAAGCGCAAAAUCGCAAGUCCCAGUCUGCCCACAGUCCAGGAAGCGGCACAGCAUACGCAUCUGAUCCCGCAAUUGGUGUCUCGGCUAUAUUCACGAUACCGCGAUAAUGUCGCCGUGAAGGUCCGAGAACAUGAGCAGAGAUAUGCGAGCAUUACGCGCGAGCUUGCGGAAAUCGAGGCUGGGGAAUGGGACGAGAGACUGCAGCAGCAGGAACAAGCUCGCAGUUCAAAACAGCCUUCGUCCACGACGCUCGCGCAGUCCAACCCAGCUCGCAAUGUGGAACCUACAUCAGCACCGUCCUCAGCGGCACAUACUCCAAACGCGACACCCAAGCCCGUGGAGGCGCCUAAGAGGUACUCUCAGGCCACGAUCGAUGCAGUAAUGAACCAUGGACCGGAACCCCAGGGCUCUUCAAGCAGCCAUCGGCGUAUGUCUUCCAACACGUCUCUUCCACCGUUGUCCGAAAUGGCGCCACGGUCGCCUCAACUAGGCAUACCGCCCUCGAUUCCAAUCGCAGCAACUCACCAGCAGAUGCAGCCCAUUGCACCGCAUCAGUACAAUCAAGGACCAUCACAUGGCGGCCACCAGUCGCCGUAUGGGUCAAGCCAUGCUCAUCCGAGGCAGAGUUCUAUUCCCAGUCCGGUUAUCCAGCAGUCGCUGUCGCGGCCGUCUUCCUCACAUGGACGCAUUCUCCCUCCUCCUCACGGGAUGCCACUUUCAACGGGAUCGCCCGUGGCGCAUGUCGGAUCUCCUGUACUGCAUCAACAGCAUUAUGCACCGCAGCAUCGCAUGCAAUCUGCGACUCCACCUGCAAACGAGUAUUCGCCAAGGAACUAUCCACCCACGCUGUUGCCACAGCAGCAAGCAGGGUACCAUACCCAGCAGCAAUAUCAGGAUCAGAGGACAUCAUAUCCAGUCCAGCACAACCCACUUCCGCAGCAUCCUCAGCAGCCUCAGCACCAGCAGCCUUCGACCUACCCUCUGCCGCAUGUGCAGCCAUCGCGUGCUGGAGGUUACAUGCUGCCGCCUUUCCAGGUCGCGCACCCGGAUCAUCACAAACCCAUUCAGCCACAGCCACCGCGGCAACACCGCACGCCUGUUCAGCCGCAACAACAGCCAGCUUCCUAUAUGCCCCAUGCUCAUGGAGGUCCCUCGACUGCGCCGCGCGGUCCUCCUUUGAGGCAAUCACGAGAGGUAUCUGACGUUUUGACCGCUCUCGCGACACCGCCGCGGCGCAGGGACAAGCCACUGUGGAAGAGAGAGUAUCUGCCAUCCCCUCUUCAGCAAAUACCGGUUUCCACGCCCAGACCAGACAUUGAGCCCCUGAGCCCUACACAGGAACAUAGCAAGUCUCCUACUCGCUCUUCGCGCUCCAAACGUGGGCGUGAUGUUCAGGCAGUGGACGACGCGAAGUCCGAGCCGCCAUCCAAGAUCAGAACUAGCAAGCGACGGGCAAAUGCGCGUGCUGGAAGUCCCCACAGUGUGGUGUCAUCGACUGCUGAUGAGUCUCUGCGUAGCCACUCUGUACUCAAUGCGGAUGAUCGUCCGGCGAGUAGGAACGGGGUCAAAGCAGAGCCCUCGACACCAGGUAACCUACUCGAAGACACAGAACCCGCGACCGUGCACUCUGGAGCUUCGACCAAUGCUCCUAAGACUCGCAAGCGACGUGGUACCGUCAAUUCGCAACCACAGCCAGCAAGCAAACGCAAGAGGCACGAAUCGCCAGGGGGCACUGAUGAUCAUGAGCCUGUUGAAACACCACCACGGAAGAGCAACACAGUCAUCGCGACGCGCAAUUUUGCCAAAAUGUCUUCUGCCUUGAUGAACGACAUUAACAGUCACAAGCACGCAGCCUAUUUUGCGACGGCAGUGCGCGAAAAGGCUGCGCCCGGAUAUAACGACAUUGUGUUACGGCCUCAGAAUCUCAAGUCCAUUCGGGCUGCCAUCACAGCCGGUACCAAGGCAGUCGCAGCAGCCAGCUCAGCGCUGGACUCGCCAGCGGAAGGAUCCUCCGCGCGAGCACUAGAGGGUUUGAAUACGAUUGAGCUUGAGCGUACAGCUGAUCUUGAGCCUCCAAAGGCAAUCGUCAACGGCGCUCAGCUCGAGAAAGAACUCAUGCGCAUGCUUGCGAAUGCUUACAUGUUCAAUCCUGGAGAAGAUGGAAUGGCACUUUCUACCAGAGAGUUCUUUCACGACAUCGAGGAGAAGAUUAGCGACUGGCGGGCAACGAUGGAGGAUGAUGAUAGCAAAGGCAAACGAAGGAAGAUGUGA